GUGUUUGCAGAAGACCGCUUUACUCUCUGUUGUUCUAGUCUCCUCCCACGCCAGGGUAUUGCUCCACUCAGUCACUUUGCGCUUUACAACUGGCCAGAUAUGAUUAAUAGGUAACCAGUCAGCCUUAGUUAAAGUCUCUCAGGUGAUGGCCGAAAUUCUGGGGGGAGGGAGCUGAAGCUGGAGCCUGACAGAGGAAAGGCUCGGCUCGGGUCGCAGCAGUCAUGGGGGGUGAAGAAACUGUUUCGGGUGGAGGGACCGACCUGAAAAGAGUCUGCGCCAAGGACCUGUGCUGUUAUAAGAUUCCACUGUUUCGCUCCUGGUUUCAGGGACUGAUUGUGCUGUGUCUACUUGUGUUUGUCUCAUCUCUGGGCUUUUCGGACAGCGCUCUGUCAUGGUCCGAAAAUCUUCACAGACAUUUCUAUGGUGUUUUCAACCAGAGCCGUCAAAUGAAUGCGCCUGCUUAUCGAGUCCACCCUAAACACAAAGCGAUACUCGAUGAAAUUAAUAAAAACGCCGAAUCUUCAAGUGAGCACCCUGGAGGACUUCAGUACCAUCAAGCUUUCCCACAAAACUACCAGUUUGUUAUGGACAACGCUGAGGUUUGCAAGAACAACACACCUUUCCUGGUGCUGAUGGUUCCUGUGGAGCCAGAAAACGUUGCGGCUCGGGAUGCGAUCCGCCAGACGUGGGGCAAAGACACAAUGGUUCAGGAUAAGGUGGUACUCACUCUGUUUAUGCUGGGUCUCAGUGGAGGAGGUGAUGUCGAGGAGCUCAGACAGGAGAACGAGCAGCACCACGACCUGAUCCAGAGCAACUUUAUGGACACGUAUCUCAACCUGACCAUUAAAACCAUGGUGAUCAUGGACUGGCUGGCCACACGCUGCCCCACAGCGGCCUACGCCAUGAAGGUGGACUCUGACAUGUUCCUGAACAUUGAUAACCUGGUGAUCAUGCUGAAGACGCCGGGCAUCCCCAAGAUGAACUACCUGACAGGAAUGCUGAUGUGGAACAGGCCAGUCGUCCGAUCGAAGAACUCCAAGUGGUACGUCCCGGAGGAGCUGUACCCUGAUUCCCGGUAUCCCACAUACACUCUUGGCAUGGGAUACGUCUUUUCCAACGAUCUUCCUGCGAAAUUUGUGGAGGUCUCAAAAGCUAUCAAACCCUUUAACAUAGAGGAUGCCUAUAUCGGAAUGUGUAUUAAAAAGCUCGGACUUUCACCGACCUCUCCGCCGAACCCUUCCCAAUUUAGGGCGUAUAAUUCAAAAUACAAUCGCUGUGAAUUUUCUAAGAUCAUUACGUACAUUCUUGGUUCUUCAGAACAACUGAAAAACUAUUGGGCAGACUAUAAGAAGCCCGGACCUCAUUGUUAGAGCUAUUCACACUAUAAAUGUGAUAUGAAAUUUGCCAGGGUUUUACUUAUUUCUGCUUGCAGUCAGCUGCUCCAAAUAACAGUAAGUUUUUAA
Molecule: messenger RNA, 1463 nt
Organism: Fundulus heteroclitus (mummichog)
Lineage: Eukaryota; Metazoa; Chordata; Actinopteri; Cyprinodontiformes; Fundulidae
Product: beta-1,3-galactosyltransferase 2
Exons: 2
Coding region: 222-1370 (382 amino acids)
Cellular component (GO): membrane
Molecular function (GO): N-acetyl-beta-D-glucosaminide beta-(1,3)-galactosyltransferase activity
Source: RefSeq, a predicted model, not a curated record